This is a messenger RNA of Cicer arietinum (chickpea), 2356 nucleotides long. Its product is annotated as FRIGIDA-like protein 2. The record is from RefSeq and is a predicted model, not a curated record. Lineage: Eukaryota; Viridiplantae; Streptophyta; Magnoliopsida; Fabales; Fabaceae.
CUUUGAAAAUUCUAAUGUUGUUGGUCCUUUUCCUUUCCCUCAGUGUUCUUCUAAAGCUGCAAUUAAAAUACUCAAUACAACCUAAUCAUCACCGCAAUAUAUUUCACAACAAUAACAACAACAACAAAAUUACAAGUACUAUUCAUUGAAUUUCAUAUUGAAGAAUGAAAUCCAUUAACAUAUAAACAUUAUUUGAAACCAGAAUAAAUGGCGACAUCAAAAACCAUCUCAGCAGCUCUAAAACUCGUUGACAACAAAAAAGACAAUCUCAAAAAAGCAUACGAUGAUCUUCAAUCUCACUCUUCUCUCUUCUCUUCCUUCCCUCUUUCAUGGUCCCACAUCGAUUCUCACUUCACUUCAAUCCACAAUUCUCUCUCUCAACGUUUCCUCCAUCUUCAAUCCCUCGAAUCGCAAUUCCAACUAAAUCACAACGACCCAUCAACUUCCCCUUCCAAAAAACCCAAACCUGAACCCAAAGUUUCAAACUUAUCAUCAUUCCCUAACGACCCAUCUUCGUUUUCUAACCCUACAACGCAAAACGGUACCGUUUCAGUCUCUGUAACUCAUUUAGAACCUUUGAGUAAAUUCUGCAAGGAAAGUGAUGGAAAAGGGUUGAGGGAUUACAUUGGUGAGAAUUUUAAGGAUAAGGUGAUAAUCAAAGAUGAAAUUCAGAAAGCUUUCAAAUGUGCCUCUGAUCCUGCUGCAAUGAUUCUUGAUUCAAUGGAUGGUGUUUUUGAUGCAAAUGAAAUGAAAGAUGGAAAAGAACCUCGUUUGAUUAAAAAAUGUUGUGAAUUUUUGUUUCAACAGUUGAGGGUUUUUUCUCCUUAUGUUAGUUUUGAUGUUAAGAAGAAAGCUAAGAGAUUGUUUUCUGAGUGGAAAGUUAACUUGGUGAAUGAGAUUACUGAACCUGGUUGGACUAUGGCCUUCUUGCAUUUUGUUGCUGCUUAUGAUUUGCUCUCUGAAUUGAAUGUCAGUGAGCUUGCCGCUUAUUCGGCUACUGCUGCUGCUCGCGAUGAACUUCCUGAGCUUUACCAGAUUAUUGCUUUGUCAGAUAGAGUUCCAGGUGUUAUUCAGAAACUUAUUGAGAGGGGUAAACAUGUGUUGGCUGUCAAGUACAUUUUUCAUUUCAAUCUUGUUGAUAAGAUGCCACCAGUUCCCAUUUUGAAAGCUUGUGUGAAUGAUGCACAAAAACUUGCUAUAAGACUCGCCACCGAGGGAAAGUCAGUGAAUGAGAUCAAAUCUAGAGAGAUCCAUGCACUGAAAGCAGUGAUUAAGGUUAUUGAGAAUUAUAAACUUGACUCUGAGUUUCCACGUGCGAGCAUUGAACAGCGUAUAGAAGAACUGAGCAAGCGCAAGGGAGGCGGAAAAAACGCUGCACCAGCUUUUGCUGCAAAGCAUCCUCCUCAGAUUCAACAACAACUAAGCGGUAUGAAGCGGCCUCAAAUGUCGGCUUCAUUUGGUCCUGCACCUGUCCUUAAUAAUGUCGGUAAUGUUGGUUCAACCUUACACCAUUACCAACAACCUCAUUUCCACUCAACAAGUUUGUUGCCUCCACAACAUCCAAAUCCAUACAUGAGCAUGCCCACCACGCCUUUUGGCAUGAAAGCACCAACCCCAACCGUCUCCUCUUAUACAGGUCCGUCAACUGGUCCUUAUGGCAUGAACGUACCAACCCCAACCGUCUCUUCCUAUACAGGUUCUUCAACUGGUCCUUAUGGUAAUGAUGGUGUCCCAAUGGCUCCUAAUGGCAGCCUCAACCAAGGCGUUUCUCAUCCGAAUUCGGCAGAGCCACAAGUGAUGUCUGGUUAUUAUGUCCCAACAGGUCCUAGUGGCAACCUCAAUCAAAGUGGUUCUCAACCGAGUUCGUCAGAGCCUCAAGUGCCAUCUGGUUAUUAUGAUAGAGCUUCUGCAGCUUCUGGUGGUUAUGGUCUGCAACAUUAUUAUGGAACAUCUUAUCCUCAAUAGGUUAAGUAAUUGCUCUCUAUUUUUUGUACUGAAUUCCUCAGUUGGUAUUAUAGUUUCUCGCAGUUUGGUGUUCGUUAUGGAAGCUGAGCUUGCUUUGAUCAGUUGGUGUUAUUAAUCAAGAUUACAUUAGUCAUGAUUUUCUUUGUUCUCACUUUUCCUCCAUUAUUUUUGCUAGGGAAUGAAAGCUUAGACAGGUUUUGGAAAAUAAUACCAACUAGAAUAGAAACUUUCUUCAUUUGUAUUAUAGGUGUAGUUUUGCUCUAGAAUUAUUAAACAACUAUACUGUUUCUCAUAACCUCAUCUCUGAAUUAUCUGUUUUCUGUGUUUUGGCCUAUUUAUGAUUGCUUGCUCUGUAUGUAAUACAAACUAAUUUGGUGAUUGUUUUUGGUUC